This is a messenger RNA of Pogoniulus pusillus (Red-fronted tinkerbird), 6284 nucleotides long. It is a transcript of the gene CNOT12, whose product is annotated as tankyrase 1 binding protein 1. The record is from RefSeq and is a predicted model, not a curated record. Gene Ontology annotation, cellular component: nucleus; heterochromatin. The coding region runs from base 458 to 5959 and encodes 1833 amino acids. NCBI's taxonomy places the organism in Eukaryota, Metazoa, Chordata, Aves, Piciformes, Lybiidae. Gene Ontology annotation, biological process: cellular response to ionizing radiation; double-strand break repair. The transcript is spliced from 13 exons.
ACGGCGGUCGUGUUUAACGGGGAACCGACAUCUCACCGGAGCCGUGGCGUCCGCCGGGGCCGAAGCCGCGGGGUUCUCCGCAGCUUUGGCCCCGGCAGGCACCACAAGCCCGGUAUUUCUACCCCGCCAAUCGAGCGAGUGGUUCCGUUGCCAUGGCAACGCGACUAGGCCCACAGGGUGCGGCCUUCCCAGCCACUCGAGCGGAGGCUUCGUUGCUGGGGCAACGCGAUUAGGCCCCCAGGCCGCGGCCUGCUCAGAUACUCCAGCGGAGGCUUCAUUGCCGCGGCAACGGGGCCCCGGUGAGUCACGGGAGAGGCGGUGGCAGCGUGAGACCCGUAGGGAGGGCAACACACCCCCGGUUCCCCCUGCCCGUGUUCCCCCAACACCUCUCCUGGACAUGAGGCCGCUGUGGGGAAGGAGCUGACCUGCACUGCAUCUGCCCAACCCCAGCUUUGCCAUGGCCUCGCAGCCUCAGCCCCUGCACCCAGCUAUGCCUGCGGGCACUGGGCUGCUGCCUGGCAGCCCUGAGAAAGGCACCACUCGGCCCAAGCCUCCCGUCCGGCCCAAGCCCCGUGUGCUGCCCAAGCCAGCUGUGCCAGCCAAGCCCUCCCUGCCCGUGCCAGGGCCACGGCACCCCUGCCCAGAGCUGCCCUCAGCUGAGAAGAUUAACCGCUUGGCUGGGCCCCAGCCCUAUGGGGCACACAGCUCUGGGGGACCCCUCCGGCGCCCCUCCUUCACUGUCAAGUCACCCGAGACCCACAACGGGAAGGGGCUCAUGUCCCCUCCAGCCACAGAGGGCCUGGCCCCAGCCCCCGGCGAGCAGCUGCCCUCUACCCCACCAACCUCCUCCCGCAAGGGCUCAGCUUCCUUCAAGGUGACGCCGGUGCCGGUAGCCACCAAGCCGGAGCGGUUUCCUGGCACCACGGUGGAGGAGAUUCUGGCCAAGAUGGACAACAGGGAGGGCCCAGGGAACCCUGACCGAGCCCGGCUCUCACCCUUCUGCUCCGACCCCUCCUCUCGCUUCGGCUCCAAGACCUUCACCGCCUUCCGCAGAUGUCCCAGCGGGGAGGCGGAUGCGGCCUCCUCCGAAGGCCCCCGGACACCCCUACGUGUGACAGGCGAGCUGGGCACGGCAGGUGAUGGGUGCUCAGUCACUGAGACGAGCGGCUCCCCCCCAGCCGACCCGAGCUGUGCCGGGGACUCCCGUGGACGCCGGAGGCUGCCGUCCCCCCCUGACCUCUCCAUUCUCCAACCAGGCACUCUUGGACCCCCUGGCUCCCCACGGCCCCCUGCCUGUUUGACCCCAGAUCCUGCCCCAGGAGCUCCUUUCCAGCCUGCCAAACCCCCAACCUCAGCCCCUGGCUCUCCCAGUGCGCCCUCAGAGCUCCCACCCCCUGGCUCCCCAGCCGAGGCCCCCAGCUCCCCCAAAUCCCCGCCUCAGCCUCCAGCCCCAGGCGCUCCCUUCUCCACAGCCGAACCCCAGCUAGGCACGUGCCGCUCCCCUGGCUCCCCCCACACUCCUGGAGAGGGCUCCCCCAGCCCCCCCAGCACCCCCAAGCUGCCCUCCAGAGCCACCUGUCCUCCUGGCUCCCCCGAAGCUGCUGCUCAGUACCCAGCCCCCCCCAGCCCACCCCUGGUUAAAGCUUCUUGUCCCCCAGGCUCCCCGGAGGGACCCAGUGACUCCUUGGUGUCCUUCCAGCCUGCUGAGGAGGCAGUGGCCCCUCUCCAGGACUUGGGGCUCCGGCGCUGUUCAGAGGGUGUGCUGCAGUCUCCCUCUGCAGGGCAGGGGCUGGGGACACUGGGGGGCUCGCUGACCGCACUGCCUCGGCCUGGGGACCUGCUGCCAGAGCCCUCCCUGGGUAGUGACUCUAGCUGGAGCCUUUCCCAGUCCUUUGAGUGGACCUUCCCCUCCUGGGGGGCUCGGCUGGCAGCAUCCCCCCCACAGUCCCCCAUCCCAGAGGUGCCCAUCUCAGGGUCUCCUGAGGGGCAGAAGGACACAGCCCCCAGCUCCCCGUGCUCCCCAGGAGACAGUGGCUCUGAGGGGGCUCCGUGCCCUGGGGGUCCUGUGGCCCAGCGAAAGGCUGAGGGCUCAGUGGAGGAGGAUGCAGGGGACACAGAGCCAGGUGGCACCGAGCUCCGCUUACCACUCUGCGUGACGGAGCCUGACCAGGACCCGGCUGUGCCUGAGUCCCGAGCUCAGCCUGGCCUCCCCAUCGCAGCCACCUCCCUGGAUCAGCCCUUACCAGAUCCAAAUCCCACAGACAGCUUGGCCUUGCCUUGGGCAUCAGUGGGCACCUGCCCGGUGAGCCUGCAGGGCCCCGGUGGGCCAUGCCACACUGAGGGCACACCAAAGGACCACGAAGGCCAAGCUGACCCAGGCUGGCUGACGGAGCUGCUGGCAUCACCCCGGGUACACACUGCAGGACAUGGCUCUGCCCACGUGGAAGGGUCAGAGGACCUGCUGGGCUGGUCACGGAAGGACCUGUGCAGCGAAUUCGGCAUUGGCAGAUCUCACCACGCUGGCAGCUUUGACUGGAGCCAUGCGGCUGCGGCCAGGGAGAGAGACUGGCCUGGAGAGGCAGAGAAGGACCAGGAGUUUGGGACUAAAGCAAGCUGGGACACCCCUGGCAGGAGCAGGGACAGGGACCAGCCGGCCAGGCCCUUCAGCAACACCAGGAGUGACUGGCACAGUGGGUAUGGGACAGAGCCAGCAGGGGAGGCAAGGCUGGACUGCAGCCACUGGCCCAUGUCUCAUGGUAUGGGGCAAAGCUGCCCUCGGGACCCAGACCUUGGCACUGGCAAACCUGAGUGGAACACAGGCUAUGGCUUGAGCAGUGGGGAAGAGAGCAGUGCCAGGCCCAUAGACUGGGGCAGCAGCCACAGCGUGGAACACAGGCAGCAGCAAGGUGGGGAGCCCAGCUGGACUAGCAGGUAUGGCCCCAAGCACCCCCAGAGCCAGGACAGGGAGACCACUGCUGCCUGGUCUGGUGAGUAUAGCACUGGUGACACAGAGAUAAAGGGUAAGGAGCAAACCCCAGAUUGGGCCUGUAAAUACAGCAGUGGGGAUGCCAAGGAGAAGGAUUUGACACUGGGCUGGGCUGGCAGAUCCAGCACUGGGGAUACUGGGAGCCCAGAGCAGGAGCUGAGUCCCAGUAGAACAGGCUGGGCCAGGCAAUACAGCAGCAGAGACAUGGAGAACCAGGACCAGGAGUUCAGCCCCAGCCGCCCAGCCAAAGCCAGCCAGCAUGGCACCAGAGACACAGAGACCUGGGGCAGGGACUUCAAUCCUAGCAGAUCAACCUGGGCUGAUAGAUGUAGCAGCAGGGAUGCGGAAACCCAGGACAAGGACAUGGGGAACCAGAACCAGGAGUUCAGCCCCAGCCAACCAGCUUGGGAUGACAAAUACAACACUAAGGACAUGGAGACCCAGGACAGGGACACAGAGGCCUGGGACAGCAAGCUCAAACCCAGCAGACCAACCUGGGAUGAUGAGCACAGCACCAGGCAUAUGGAGAGCCAGGACCAAGAGUUCAUCCCCAGCAGACCAGCUGAGGCCAGAGAGUGCCAUGGCAAGGACGUGAAGACCUGGGGCAGCAGCAGAUUCAGCCCCAGCAAAUCAGUGUGGGGUGACAGGUGCAGCACCAGGGACAUGGAGGUCCAGGAAAGGGACAUAGAGACUCAGGACCACAAGUUCAGCCUCAGCCAACUGGUUGAAGCCAGCGAGCACAGCAUCAGGGGCAUGGACAUCAGGGACAGGGAGUCCAAGUCCAGCAGCCUGGUGUGGGGUGAUAGCUGUGGCAUCAGGGAGAUGGAGAGCCAGGACCAGGAGCCCAAACCAAGCAGGUCAGCUUUAGACAGUCAGUACAAUUCCAGGAACGUGGAGACCUGGGAUAGAGACAUCAGACCUGGCCAGCUGUCCUGGGAUACUGAGUGCAGCAGCAGAGAGAUGGAGACCCAGGACAGAGAGUUUAGCCCCAGCAGACCAACCUGGAGUGACAGAUGCAGCACAAGGGACAUGGAAUCCCGGGACAGGGACAUGGAGAGCCAAGAUCAGGAGUUCAGCCCCAGCAGUCCAGCCUGGAGUGACAGAUGCAGCACAAGGGACAUGGCAUCCCGGGACAGGGACAUGGAGAGCCAAGACCAGGAGUUCAGCCCCAGCAGACCAGCCUGGAAUGACAGAUGCAGCACAAGGGACACAGAGAGCCAAGACCAGGAGUUCAGCCCCAGCAGACCAGCCUGGAAUGACAGAUGCAGCACAAGGGACACAGAGAGCCAAGACCAGGAGUUCAGCCCCAGCAGACCAGCCAAAGCCAGUGAGCACAGCACUGAAAACACCGAAACCUGGGACAGAGAGUUCAGUGCCAGCAGAUCGACCUGGGACACAGAGCCCCAGGAGAGGGACACGGAGACCCGAGACAGGGACAUGGAGAGCCAGGACAGGGAGUUCAGCACCUACCAGCUGCCCCAUGCCAGUGGGCUCAGCUCUGUGGCCACUGGGAAGGGAGAGGCAGAGCCUGUCCCCAGCCGGCUGAGCUGGGCCUGUGGCCAUGGUGUUAGCCAGGCUGAGCUGGGCCAUGCAAAUGUUCCUGAUCCCAUGGUGCAGGAGCCAAGCGGGGGCAGUGCCUGUGGGCAGGAGCGUGAUGCCACCAAGAGCAGGGGCUGGGCUGAGGAGCUGGGAAAAGCCCAGUGUCACAAUCAGUUUGGUGUCAUUGGGAUGGAGCAGGUGCUGGGUUCCUCCAGUGCCCUGGUGUCACCAGGUGGCUCAGUGGCCUGGUCUAGUGGAAUGAGGUCUGGGGGUCAGCAGGAGCCCCUGGAAGACUGGCACAGGGAUCUGUCAUUCAGCACCAGCCAGGACCUCGCCUUCAGCACCUCGGGUGCCACCAGCCCCAGGUGGGCUGGUGGUGAGGGCACCAGCCCCUCACCAGGCACCACCGACGAGAGGCCAGGACAGGCCUCGAGUGAAGCCCUGGGCAGCGAUGCCAGGCUAGAGGAGCUGUGCUGGAGCAUGGAGCUGCAGGAUGCUGAGGCCAAGCACCAGGAGUGGGUGAGCGCCUUCAGCGCUCGCUGUGCUGCACGGAGUCAGGACUUAAGCACUGGGGAGCAGAGCCCAGAAGAUGCCACCAGCACAGGGGACAGAACCAUCCUUCUCAUGGACUCCAGCCCACCAGAGGACAAUGCCCUGAUUGCCCUCCAAGCCACAACGGCCUCCCAGAGUGAACCACCCACCCCCACAGAGGAGCAGAGGGAUGCCCUGGAGCCUCCAGUGAGCACCAGAGACCCCCCUUCAGGGCCAGGGGCUGCCAGCGGGACCCAGAUGGAUAUGGGGCAUGAAGGACUCCCCUUGGACCACCCUGAUGGGGAGAGACCACCCACUUAUGGGGAGAAGAGGCUCUCCGUAAGCACCUCCCAGCCUGAGGCAUCCCUGGAGCCUCCUGGGCAGGAGUUCACCUUCCUGGAGGACACGGAGGUCCUGGACAGCAGCAUGUACCGCAGCAAGGCCAGCCUGGGCCGCAAGCGCCCGCACCGGGCACCUGCCCUGCGCCCUGCCGCCAGCGCCGAGGGAGACGCCUGGAUCUUCAGGGACUCCACUGAGCCCCGUGCCCCCCGCCCAGCAGCAUCAGAUGAGGAUGAGGAGGUGCCAGAGGAACCCAAAAGCCGCCGGGUGCGGUCCUCCCCGGGCAAAGGGGUGAAGGUGCCACUGUUUCCUGGGCUCAGCACAGCCGUGCUCAAGGCCAAGCUGAGGGGCCGCAACCGCUCUGCUGAGGAGGGGACAGUGCCAGGGGACAGCAAGGGACCUCCUGCCAAGGACCCACAUGUGCAGCGCUCCAAGUCCUGCAAGAUCUCUGGCCUGAGUGGGAAGCCCCCAGCGCUGCCCCCCAAGCCUGAGAAGUCCUCAGGGUCUGAAGCGUCUCCCCCCCACUGGCUGCAGGCGCUGAAGCUGAAGAAGAAGAAACCUUGAUUGGGCUUGUGUCCCCGAGGUUGUCACCGCUGUCCCCAGAUCAGGCCUGGGGCUCCCCCUACACACAUCUAUGCACUUUGUAUGAAGCUCGCAGGGUCCCGUUCCACUUUCCCCACCCCUACCCACUUUUCCCCUUACCUCUGCCCACAGGCAACCCUCCUGUCCCUUGCCCUCCCCCACUGUCUCCUCAGUCCCUAUCCUUGGGCCUGGGGGUGGGUACCAGCCCCUCCCUCCCCUGCCCUUGCCCCACUCCCAGCCGGAGCAACAGCAGCUCAGGAUGUUGGUGCCACUUCGACAGGACAAUAAAACUCUGAUGGUUGGUUCA